CAUCGAGGGCGAGGCCCCCAGCAGUGAGACCGGCACGUCCCUGGACAGUCCGUCGGCCUACCACCAGGGCCCACUAGUGCCCGGGGCCAGCCUCAGCCCGGAGCAGUGCGAGCUGACGCCCGGCGCCUAUGGGCUGCACGCGGGGCCGCAGCGCCCACGGAGACCCCGGCUGCAGCACUCCACGUCCAUCCUGCGCAAGCAGGCCGAGGAGGACGCCAUCAAGCGCUCACGGUCCCUCUCCGAGAGCUAUGAGCUGUCCUCAGACCUGCAGGACAAGCAGGUGGAGAUGCUGGAGCGCAAGUAUGGGGGGCGCCUGGUGACCCGCCAUGCGGCGCGCACCAUCCAGACGGCCUUCCGCCAGUACCAGAUGAACAAGAACUUCGAGCGCCUGCGCAGCUCCAUGUCCGAGAGCCGCAUGUCGCGCCGCAUCGUGCUGUCCAACAUGAGGAUGCAGUUCUCCUUCGAGGGUCCCGAGAAGCUGCACAGCUCCUACUUCGAGGGCAAGCAGGUCUCGGUGACCAACGACGGCACCUCGCUGGGGACCCUGGUGCCCGCCGAGUGCGCGGAGCUGGGGGAGCCGCCCGCCGCGCUGCCGCCCGCGUCCGCCCCAUCCGGCGACUUCGCGGACGCCAUCACGGAGCUGGAGGACGCCUUUUCCCGCCAGGUGAAGUCGCUGGCCGAGUCCAUCGACGACGCCCUCAAUUGUCGCAGCCUGCACGCCGAGGAGGCGCCCGUGGCCGAGGUGGCCCGCGCCCGCGACAGCGAGCCGCCCCCGGCCUUGCACGGCCUGGACCCCCAUAAACUGGACGAGAUGACAGCGUCCUACAGCGACGUCACGCUGUACAUCGACGAGGAGGAGCUGUCGCCACCGCUGCCGCUGUCGCAGGCCGGGGACCGACCGUCCAGCGCGGAGUCGGACUCGCGGCUCCGGGCGGGCGGCGCGGCCGCGGACUAUUGGGCGCUGGCGACGCCCGAGGAGCGCGCGGACGCGGAUGCGGGUGGCACGGCGUCCCUGGAGCGGCCCGAGCCGCGGCUGCGCGCAGGGCGCCUGCCCCUGCUGACCAUCGAGCCGCCCAGCGACAGCUCGGCCGACCUCAGCGACCGCUCGGAGCGAGGCUCCCUGCAGAGGUCCGGGGCCUACGAGCGCAGCCGGGUCGGGCCGCAGGGCAGCCCCAAGCGCAUGGCGCACGGCGUCAAGGGGACCCGGGAUGAGCCAGAGCCCCGCGCCCGGCCGCCGCGGCCCUUGGAGGGCCACCUGGCCAUCAACGGCUCGGCCAACCGGCAGAGCAAGUCGGAGUCGGACUACUCGGACGGCGACAACGACAGCAUCAACAGCACGUCCAACUCCAACGACACCAUCCACUGCAGCUCCGAGUCGUCGUCGCGCGACAGCCUGCGGGAGCAGGCGCUGAGCAAGCCCACCUACCACAAGGAGGCGCGCCACAGCUGGGACUCCCCCGCCUUCAGCCACGACGUGGUGCGCAAGAGGCACUACCGCAUCGGCCUCAACCUCUUCAACAAGAAGCCUGAGAAGGGUGUGCAGUACCUCAUCGAACGCGGCUUCGUCCCCGACACCCCCGUGGGCGUGGCCCACUUCCUGCUGCAGCGCAAGGGACUCAGCCGCCAGAUGAUUGGGGAGUUUCUGGGCAACCGGCAGAAGCAGUUCAACCGCGACGUGCUCGACUGCGUGGUGGACGAGAUGGACUUCGCUGCCAUGGAGCUGGACGAGGCCCUCAGGAAGUUCCAGGCCCACAUCCGGGUCCAGGGCGAGGCCCAGAAGGUGGAGCGGCUCAUUGAGGCCUUCAGCCAGCGGUACUGCAUCUGCAACCCCGGGGUGGUGCGCCAGUUCCGGAACCCGGACACCAUCUUCAUCCUGGCCUUCGCCAUCAUCCUGCUCAACACGGACAUGUACAGCCCCAACGUCAAGCCCGAGCGCAAGAUGAAGCUGGAGGACUUCGUCAAGAACCUGCGAGGGGUGGACGACGGCGAGGACAUCCCCCGGGAGAUGCUGAUCGGCAUCUACGAGCGCAUCCGGAAGCGGGAGCUCAAGACCAACGAGGACCACGUGUCCCAGGUGCAGAAGGUGGAGAAGCUCAUCGUGGGCAAGAAGCCGAUCGGAUCCCUGCACCACGGGCUGGGCUGUGUGCUGUCCCUGCCCCACCGGCGGCUGGUGUGCUACUGCAGGUUAUUCGAGGUCCCCGACCCCAGCAAGCCACAGAAGCUGGGCGUGCACCAGCGGGAGAUCUUCCUGUUCAACGACCUCCUGGUGGUCACCAAGAUCUUCCAGAAGAAGAAGAACUCGGUGACGUACAGCUUCCGACAGUCCUUCUCCCUGUGCGGCCUGCAGGUCCUGCUCUUCGAGAACCAGUACUACCCCAACGGCAUCCGGCUGACGUCGGCCGUCCCCGGGGCCGACAUCAAAGUGCUCAUCAACUUCAACGCGCCCAACCCCCAGGACCGCAAGAAGUUCACCGAUGACCUGCGGGAGUCGGUGGCCGAGGUGCAGGAGAUGGAGAAGCACCGCAUCGAAUCGGAGCUGGAGAAGCAGAAGGGUGUUGUGCGGCCCAGCAUGUCCCAGUGCUCCAGCCUCAAGAAGGAGCCGGGCAACGGGGCGCUGGGCAGGGCCUGCCUGGACGACAGCUACGCCGGCGGGGAGGGCCUCAAGCGAAGUGCCCUCAGCAGCUCCCUGCGCGACCUCUCAGAAGCGGAGGGGACUUGCCCCAACCCGACGGUGACCACCCCUAGCUGGACACCUCGUCCCUCACCCGGGCCAGCUGCAAGCCACACAGCACCUCUGCCGUGACCCGUGGCCACGCCGUGUCCUCCACACCAGAGCUUGCUCUCCGCGAUAACAGGGCUCCCAGGAGGUGGCUGUCCCCCGUCCCCUGGCUGUCCCCUCUUUCCCUGGGAAAGGGUGACAGAGCACUCCACCAUCAGGAGAGACGCACCCACCUGCCUUGAGCCCCCGAAGGAACUUCCUGGGGACCCGCUCUGCGCCUCCUGCUGGCCCCCAAGUCCCCAGGCCCGUCCCUGUCCUUGUCCCUGUCCCCGUCCUGUGGCCUCUCAGAAGAGCCUGGGAGCUCCUAUCCCACAAUGCUCAGGGCCGCCCUCUGCAUCCUGCAGACCUGCCCCUGGGCCUGGGGACACGGCCCGUCCACCGCUCUCACACGCACAGAAAAGUCCAGGACAAGAACAACGUGGUCAGGUGGCGCUCUCUGGCUGCAGGGGUAGGACUGUGAGCGACUCUGGUCAUCGUCCCUGCAACGUGACAAGGUCGCUUGCUUGCUUAUUUGGGGGCCCUCGUCCACUAGCCACAUCCCAGCCCUUUUUGUAUUUAGACAGAGGGUCUCACUGAGCUGCCGAGGCUGGCCUCCAACUCACGAUCCUCCUGCCUCAGCCUCCCCAGCUGCUGGGAGGACAGGCGUGGGCCACUGUUCCCGACUGAACGUGACCGUGAUGCUCUGCUGUGCCAACACUGGGGGACACACAGGGCUUCCAGUCCUCCUCGUCCUGUUCCUGUGGACAACAUGCUCCCUGCCUCUCACACAAGUCCCAGCCCUCGGUUCCCAGCAGCCCUCGGAGUCACUCGAACGGGCUGCUCCCACCCCCAGGAACCAGGUCCCCCGCCUGCUCCCCCAUCGGCCUCCGCACCCCGUGCCCAUUCCGCUCCCGGGUGUGGCCUCCCUGAAUGGCACAGAAUGUUCCCCCGCCAGGCCGUGUGGGGGACACGUAACUGCUGUCCCCGUCACCCCUGGUGCACCCUCCCCCAGGCGGCCCUCCCACCCUGCCCAGUGGGGUGGAAGGAGGUGACCAGAACAAUUGUCACCAUGAAAAGGUGACCCAACCGUGACCCAGAACACCCGUCAGCUUGGACUCAAUGCUCUUUGCUGACCAGCGGGUUCCUGGUGAAGCCAAGGUCCCCUGGCAGGCUGCGCUGUCCCCCUGACGCAGUUCUCCCUGCCCAAAGGACAACCUGCUGCUGUUGCUGUUGGCACCAGGGGCUGACCCCAGGGACGCUGACCCCUGAGCCACGUCCCAGCACUUUUUCUAUUUGAUUUAGAGACAGGCUCUCCCUGAGCUGCUUAGAGCCUCACUAAGUGGCCGAGGCUGGCCUCCAAAUUGCGAUCCUCCUGCCUCAGCCUCCGGAGCCACUGGGAUGAUGACUUACUAUUUUGUAGAUGUGCUGCGUGAGAGUGACGGGACUUACAGAGUUGUUAGUUCCUGUCUCUUAUUGGCGGGUCCCCAAGAGUCCCCGUUAAAGAACACCACCCACCCAAGGGGUGCACAAGGGACCAAACUCCAGGCGGCCAUCCCAGCGGAGCCACUGGCCAGUGGGCACUACUUUCUAAGCUCCCAGGCCAGGGCACAGUUGCCCGCCUCUUGCGCCUCACCAUCAGGCAACAGAAACCAAGGUCUCCACGGCCCCCCCACGGCCACCCAGCCUCGCCGGUCACUCCAGCCUCCAGAGCCCAGGCAGCACCGACUGAGCCAAGCCGCAACGUCCCACGGUGGCCCAGGAGGAGAGUGGCCCACAGAGCUGCAGGCCACCUACGCGUCUGCCUCCAUUAGGGGGUGCUCCGAGCCCCUACCUAGGCCACAGGGGACACGUGGACCUCCGGUUGUCACCAGCGCCACAGGCCAAUGACUGUGGGAGUCCUGGGCUCCGGGGAGACGCCUACUGCGCACUCAGGCUGGCAGGGACCCCUCAGGCUGGCUAUGGCCCUCUCCUCCCUGGCCAGGGCCUGCUUGGUGGGUUGGGGAAGCGUGUCCCCUGUCCCCUGUGAGUGUUGGUGUGAGGACGUCAGUGUCCACUGUGCAGAGGCCUGAGGUGGUCCUGUGCUGCCUGGAGAAAUGAGGGACAUGAACGGCUGGUCCCCUCCCAGCUCUGCUCCCGGGGAUAAGGUUCCUGGUCACGCCCCCCCUUAUCAGGGCCGGGCACUGGGCCUGCUGGGCCUGGGCGGCUAGCCAGUCACCACUCCUCCUGCUCCUGAUGCCACUUCCCUGGCUGCCCCAGAUCAGGGGUCUGGUACCAAGAAAUCGCUGCUACGAUGGUGCCAGGGAGGCACACCUGUCACCCCUCGGACUUGGGAGGCCGAGGCAGGAGGAUCACAAGUUGGAGGCCGGCCUCAGCAACUCAGUGAGGCCCCGUCUCCAAAAAAAAAAAAAAAAAAAA
Messenger RNA from Ictidomys tridecemlineatus (thirteen-lined ground squirrel), 5173 nucleotides. The record is from RefSeq and is a predicted model, not a curated record. Lineage: Eukaryota; Metazoa; Chordata; Mammalia; Rodentia; Sciuridae.